CUUAGAUUCGUAGAUCUUCCUCGAAUACUCGGCGAUGCGCCGAAUCAACAUGAAUCGUUUCAUCAUUUUACUGCAGAAAUUGUUUCGUGAAAUAUUACUAGCUAAUUAUUUUCUUUUUGAUGCCGUUAUUUUAGUUGUCAUAGUGGGUCAUGAAAGUUUUUAACAUCGUGAAAACGCGGUAGAAAUUUCUGCACAUAUAGAGGACUAUUACUCGAUCGCGAUAACGUAGAUUUUACUUGAGUUUCCAUAGUUUAUUUAUUGUUAUAGCGUUUUUCUUUCUUUCCUUAUUGAUGUGAGUAAAUAAUGGUUUGGAGUUGGUGGAUGGGAAGGACACGUGGGAAUUGAUAAGGUAAUUGCCGUUGGUGGACUACCUCGGGCCUGUUAUCAGACACGAUCGAUAGAAUUUUAUUUUUCCACCCCACGAGGGACAGGUGAUUGGGGUUAUUAGAUGGAGGUAUGUCAUCCUGAAUGGACGAGGUACGGUUCCUAGUCUCACCUCCACCGAUCGAAGUAAAACGUGGACUCGUCGCUUGCUUUGACCGUAAUUGCGACCUAGACCUUGAAACUGAAGUUUGCAGUAUCAUUCUUUUAGUAAUCCAAUCGAUCCUUUCUGUUAUUCAUGGGAUAAUGAGGGGUACAUACGAAUUUUGGUGACGUUGGUGGGUUUUUCUUCCGAUACAAACCAACUAGAUUAUGGGGAUUCAGUGGUCACGUGCAAACUAUAGUCCACAGUAUUAUAGGAAGGGUGAGAUGCCCAUGGCCAAUUGGUGACAGAAUCUACAUGAGCCUUGUUGAUGGUACCACACUCACAUAUGACUUGUAUCAGCCACUAAGCAGUGGUCACGAAGAUGAUAUCACAGUGGCUAUUGCCCCUGGCAUUGGCAAUAGCUCGGAGAGCGUUUACAUCAGGACAUUUGUGCACUUUGUACAGUGCCAUGGAUACAGGUGUGCGGUACUUAAUCAUGUUGGGGCACUUUCCAGUGUCAAAGUCACUGCACCGCGAAUAUUUUCUUAUGGGCACACUGACGAUUACCACGUAAUGCUUCUCAGUCUCGCAGAGAAGCAUCCCAACACGAAAAUCGUGUGUGUUGGCUUCAGUCUGGGUGGGAAUUUAGUGACUAAGUACAUGGGAGAGAGAUCCACAAAUAAACUGCCUCAGAUCAUCGGAGGAAUUUCCAUCUGCCAGGGUUACGAUGCCAUCGAGGGAACGAAAUUUCUCCUCAAUUGGCAGAACUUCAGGCGAUUUUACCUCUACAUCAUGACAGAGUCUGUCAAGAACAUUAUUUUGAGACAUAGACAGGCUUUGUUAUCUGAGAGUGUCAAGCAAAAGCAUGGACUGAAGGAGAAGGAGAUACUCUCCGCUGCCACGCUACCAGAACUCGAUGAAGCUUACACGAGAAGGAUACAUCAAUUCAGAUCUGUCAAAGAAUUGUACAGGUGGAGCAGCAGCAUUAACUACCUCAACGAAAUAAAUUCCCCAAUGGUAUUUAUUAACGCUAUAGACGAUCCAAUCGUACCUGAGGCACUCCUGGACCCAAUCAGAGAGUAUGCAGCACAGAAAAAUCAUACUCUCUACAUUGAACUAGCCCAUGGCGGUCAUCUGGGUUUCUACGAGGGAGGCCUUCUCUACCCAAACCCAAUCACUUGGUUGGAUCGUACUCUAGUGUCGCUAAUCGGCUCAUUGACUCUCUUCCACGCCGAUCGACUUGACAAAGAAACGAUGAGCAAGCUGUAAUGGGACCCCCAGUUGCUAAAUGUGACUGCCAAGUUGUUUAUUCAAUCCGGAAUAACCUGCGUCAUUCAGCAUUCAUCAUCAGGUUUUCAAAGUCAUCUAAAAUUCAUUUAAUAUUAUAAUACAAUUAUCAUUCGAUUAUUAUCAUUCCAAUGUUGCACAUAUGUCGUGUGUUGAUCAGCAUUGAUUUGAAUGUAAUUUAUCUGCCACUUCCUUCUAGGAAUUAAAAUUCAUAAUUUUUUUUUUAAUAAUUUUAUUUUCAUUCGUGUGACAUUUUUGUGGGCCUUGCAGUGAUCUUUCUCUUACUUGAAACUAUGAUGCAUCAAUCUCUGUGUGAAUAGUUAUGUUCAGGAUGUAUUGAAAUUUCCGAAUCCCCAAGCCAUGAUGAAAAGAAUAGUCAUUAAGACAUAGGAUUAAUAGAGACAAAUGAUGAUAUCGAAGCAACUUCGAGUGCAAACGACUGGAUGUUUUCUAUGGUACUGAUUGAGACUGGAAUAAAGUUUUAUACGCAUUUUACUCACCUAGAGUGGUAAAGGCUUGUGACGAGGACGAUUUGAAGGUAUGAAGGGGAACCAAGAAAUCGUAAAUUAAGACAGGAUCUUGGGGAAAUUUCAGAGGCGUAGGGAUAAACUAGAAUAAGUGUAUAAAUAGAGCCCUUAAAAGCGCAGAAAAUUUCCAAAAAAUUCUCCUUAUCCUAGUUUACUUCUUCGCUCCAGACUUGAAAGUCUUGAAUUGAGGAAAAUGACGAUUGACUGACUUCCUAGAUAUCAUUGGGUGCCCAAGAAUGAAAGUUGACUCAAAGUGGUAACAUCAUGUCACACCCAACAGUUAUUUUCAUCAACUGAAAACUUCUACAAUUUUCCAAGGUCUUCUCUUAAUUCGUUAUACGAUUAAUUGUAAUGAAGUGGUAAAAAACAACAGACCAAAAACCAUUCAAAAUGGUUUCACCUAUAUCAAAAAAUUAUUUUCAAAUUCCUUUAAAAUGAAAAAAAAAAAUACUGAGUAUUUCGCACAUAUCGUGAAAAUUCGUGGAUCACUAGGAAAAGGUCAACCGAAUCAGCGUUUAGCUCAUAAAAUAAACAGCUCUUCGCUUUCAAGAUAUUCAUACCAGAAUAUGUCAAAAGUUUCGGCUCUUUUUUACCACUUCGGCGCAAAAUCUUAAUGUCUCUUGAAUUGAGAUCGUAUUUUAUCUGCUAGGAGUUUCACUGGCUCAUGUUGAGUUCAUUGUCCUUAAGACAGAUCUGCUGUAACGCUUUCCUCGGAUGGAUAAAGUAAUUAUGUUAAUGGCAUUUAUAUUUAAAGAUGAAUUUUAUUAUUUAUAAAAGAUGAUAUAUUCGUAAAAAUAAAACAACACAACGUAUA
Messenger RNA from Diachasmimorpha longicaudata, 3094 nucleotides. RefSeq names its product abhydrolase domain-containing protein 2 (gene Hydr2). The coding region runs from base 782 to 1735 and encodes 317 amino acids. Gene Ontology annotation, cellular component: sperm plasma membrane; sperm flagellum. Gene Ontology annotation, molecular function: acetylesterase activity; monoacylglycerol lipase activity. NCBI's taxonomy places the organism in Eukaryota, Metazoa, Arthropoda, Insecta, Hymenoptera, Braconidae. Gene Ontology annotation, biological process: acylglycerol catabolic process; sperm capacitation; medium-chain fatty acid biosynthetic process. The transcript has 8 exons. The record is from RefSeq and is a predicted model, not a curated record.